This is a messenger RNA of Emiliania huxleyi CCMP1516, 621 nucleotides long. RefSeq lists its product as hypothetical. Lineage: Eukaryota; Haptophyta; Isochrysidales; Noelaerhabdaceae. The transcript is spliced from 3 exons. The record is from RefSeq and is a predicted model, not a curated record. The coding region runs from base 1 to 621 and encodes 206 amino acids.
AUGAGGGGGGGUUGUCGGCGACUCGUGUGGCUCGAGGCCUACGCUGCGCCGCCCAAGCCCUACAGCCUACUGCCGAUCCAGCGCCUGGCGUUUGGGGCGAGCCGCGGUGGCGCGCCCACCGCGGCACGGCCGUGGCUGCGCAUACACCUUACGCGCUUUCUCCUCAACGGCUAUCCGUGCUUGCUGUGCCCCUGCGUGGUGUGUUUCAAGUUCUUACAACCCAAGGUGAUAGAGGGCAAAAAGAUCGAUUGCGCUCUUGCCGAUCCGCACCUACCUAGGCUCUUGGGUGGCGCGCCCCAGCUCUUCACAACGAACCUGGACGCCACGCCAAUUAUCUGCGCGCCCAUCUGUUGCCUGGCAUCCCCUGCGAAUUCGUCGCUCGUGAUCAGCUCCGCCGCCGCUCGUAGCAACCAGUGCCGUGUCGAGAUGAAGCUCCGCGACGACGCCCGUGGACUGCACGCGCAGGGAGAGGCGCACGAGCUCCCGCACGGCAAGCGACUUCUCGGCAUGCGCCGCCUGACGCCUGUCGGCAUCCCAUUCUUGCAAGCAAGCCACAUUUCUACCGACGACCGCGUAUUUGGUCGCGGAGAGGACGUUUUGGUACGUUUUGGCACCAGCUGA